This is a messenger RNA of Neoarius graeffei (lesser salmon catfish), 1921 nucleotides long. Its product is annotated as von Willebrand factor A domain-containing protein 5A-like. The record is from RefSeq and is a predicted model, not a curated record. NCBI's taxonomy places the organism in Eukaryota, Metazoa, Chordata, Actinopteri, Siluriformes, Ariidae. The transcript has 13 exons. The coding region runs from base 1 to 1785 and encodes 594 amino acids.
AUGGAUGUUGUUCGAGCCAUAGAACCAGGCACAUGGUUUGUGACGAUAGACUUAAAGGAGGCCUAUUUCUAUGUGCCCAUUGCAGAGGAGCACAGGCAGUUUCUCCGUUUCAGUUUUCAACACAAGGCCUACCAAUACAGAGUUCUUCCAUUUGGACUCUCUCUAGCCCCCCGGGUGUUCACAAAGUGCGUCCAGGCUGCACUGGAACCUCUCCAAGCGGAAGGCAUGUUAGUCCUGCCGUACUUGGACGACUGGCUGCUAUGUGCAGCAACCCAGGAACAAGCGAUGGCGGACACCAGCCGCCUUUUGCGUCAUGCACUCCUGACUUGGGCAGAAACGCGUUUCCUCUCCCUCCGUGCAACACACAUUCCAGGUCACCUCAAUGUGGUGCCCGAUGCACUGUCCCGGAGGAGACAGAGGGCAGGAGACUGGCACUUGCACAAGGAGGUCGUGCAGAAAAUUUGGAACACUUAUGGCACAGCGACAGUAGACUUGUUCGCGUCCAAGGAGACAACACAUUGCCCUCUGUGGUAUGCAGAGAUGGCAGAACUGGAGUCACUGGGCAGGGAUGCUCUGACUCACGAGUGGCCGGAUGUGCUACUGUUUGCGUUCCCACCUAUUCCACUGAUCUGGGGUGUGCUCAAUCGACUGUUCAUCUUCACAGAUGGUGAAGUAGGGAACACUAAAGAUGUUCUUAACUGUGUGAGGAGCAAUGCUGAUUUCCACAGAUGCUUCUCAUUUGGGAUUGGUGAAGGUGCAAGUUCUGCACUCAUCACAGGGUUGGCUGAGAACAGCUCUGGCCACGCCCAGUUCAUCACAGGAACUGAGCGCAUGCAGGCCAAAGUAAUGCAGUCUCUCCAUUAUGCUUUACAACCAGCAGUGACUGAUAUCACUGAGGAUUGGACUGAUGUGUCUUUCACCCGUCUGAGCCCCCCGAUUAAAACGCUUUUCCAUGGUCAGAGAGCACUGAUUUAUGCCCACUUGAAAGGGGAGGAAUGUCAAAACCCAGAUGCUAAGGGGAAAAUAUCAGUGCGAUACUGUCUUGGAGAUCAAGAGGUCUCAAACACUGUCCACUUCUCCCUGAAGCCUUCUGAGAAUAGCGGACUAGCCAUCCACAGGCUGGGCGCUCGCUCUCUGAUCCGCUCUCUGGAAAGGGACGAGCAGGAUGAUGGAGCUGAUAAAGAGGCUCUGAAGGCCAGGGUGGUGGAUCUGAGUAAGCAGUCUGGAGUGAGCAGCUCACACACAGCCUUCAUAGCUAUCAAUAAAGGCAGCGGACAAGCUGUGAAAGGACCGAUGGUGAAGAGGAGAAUUCCUAUUGCCAGCAUGGGGAUGAGCAGGGGGCUGUGUGGAUCGUCACCAUUUGGUGUUCUAAAUAGUCGUGUGUUCAAGAAAGUGGGUAUGCUUAAACUUGCAUCAUGUAAAGCAAAAAUAUCAACUUCCAAAAUUUCUGAAGCUCCAAAGGACCCGUUGUUGCAGCUUAUCUCCCUCCAGAAGGCUUCGGGUUGCUGGAAAAUGGGGUCCACACUUGCAGAGGUCUUUGGGAAGGGAGAAAAAGAGUUGGUCGAGCAGAUUCCUUCACAGAUGAAGCCAGAUGUCUGGGCUACACUUCUGGCUCUGAUUUGGUUACAUGGCUUUAAGAUCAAUGCACAGGUUGAAUGGCAAAUUUUGGCCAUGAAAGCAGUGGCAUGGAUCCGCACUCAGAAAGUGGUGAACCAGUCAGAGUGUGUACAGGUAGGAAACGCUCUACUGGGCUGUCAAGUUAAAGAAGACGCUCUUGGGCUCUGAAGACUUUACCCUCUUACAGCAUCCACAGAAAAGCCUUGGCAUCAUUUCUCUUUCCUAUAUUUUAAGAGUUUUACUUUCAUUAGCAUGCUUUUACUUAUAAGAUGUUGGCAAUGGGAUUGCUAGUAUGACCAAAAAC